AGUUUUAUUCCCAUAAUGGUUGGCUUGUUCAAUGUGCUUAUCACUGAUCAGCAUUUCCACGUCUUGGAUUCGUCAUUGCACUUCGGGGUGAACCCAGGUCGAAUGUAUCCAGCAGCUGGAAUCUUGUCAUGGCUAGAUGGACUGGACGAGUUUAUAGCUGGGACAGAGGCUGAACUAUUGAUCCUUCCAAAAGAUGCAUUUGGAAAUAAUGUCUCUUCAGCCAGUGAAGGACAAAUACCUUAUAAUUUUACACUGUUUGCGUCAACCUUAAAUGGUUUGCCCACAAAUAUUCUUAAUAUUACCCAAAAAGGAUGGAAUCAGCAAGGUUAUAUCUGCAUUGGGUUUGUUGCAGCCACUGCUGGAAGACUGCUACUUCAUGUACAAGUUGAAAACCAAACAUUGAAUGACCCUCCGCUGCCGUUCAAGGUGAAUCCAGGAAAGCUGGAUGCCCACAGUUGCAAAGCUCAAUGGAAUACAGAAACUAAGUACUUCCAAUUAUUUACCAUGAUGGAAGGUUUCAUACACCAGCAUGAUCAAUAUGGCAACCUGGUUUCAGGAUUGUAUGCAUUUGACAUUGAGGUUAUUGAGAAGGGAACCAAUUUGUCUAUGCCAGUGGCUGAUCUACUCUUCAAAGAUAUCAGUCCGGGUAUCCAAUCAUUUUCCUUCAGCCUAUACGAGCCUGGAAACUUCAUGCUCAUGAUAUCUGAUAAGGAGAAGAACACCCUUAUCUCCAACAUGCCACAUGAUUUCACUGUAUAUAUAGGUUAUUGUGAUGGGGCAAACAGUAUUGUCAAUGGAUCAGGUCUUAACAAUUCCGUCGCUGGUGAUAUUGCAACAUUCUCCGUCUUCCUGAAGGACUCUUAUUUAUAUCCAUCUCCAGUUGAUUUAGAAAACCUUAAAGUUCAAAUUUUUCAAGAAUCUGAUUCCGAGAUUAUACAUCCAAGCAUACGGAUAAGGGGGGCUAUCAAUGGAAGCUUUUCCUCAGGAAGAUUAAAUUAUGGGCUAAUUGAUCCUGUGCAAAUUGCUUCCGCUCCAGCGGUGGACCCAAAGAACACUUCUGCUGGAAAACGGAAUCACAAGUCUAGUGACUUUGCUGUCAUUUAUAAACCUGAAAAGAGUGGUACAUACGAAAUCCGUGUGUUUUGUGGAAAUAUUCCAUUGAAUGGUGGCCAUCCAUUUAAAAAAGAAGUCAGCCCAGGAGCUGUUAAUGUAUCGCUCUCAGGGGUUGUGAAAUUUGCAGAGAAAGUCCCGAAGCUGAUUAAAAAUGAAAUUGUUGUACAACUAGUGGAUUCAUAUUACAAUCCUGUUCUGCUGCAACAGUCAAAAUUGACAUUAGAGAUCGCUUCGCUCAAUAAAUCUGCUUCUUUGAUGUGGAUGUUCUCUGAUGAGAAUGAUGGAACUUAUAGCGGUAGCUACCUAGCGAAAGAUGUUGGCACCUAUGAGAUAUGUGCUUCAUAUAAUGGAGAGCGAUUCAUACCGUGCCCUUUUGGUGUGAAUGUGUACAACAGUGAGUAUUUCCCCAAAGCCUACAACGAUACAGUUUCAGUGUGGGAGGAUGAAUCGAUUCCUUUCAAUGUUCUUGAAAACGAUUAUUUUGCUGGGGGUAAUGCAAGUAUUCUUGAGUACUCAAAGCCAGGUCAUGGUUCACUUCUACAGCACGGCAACCUCUUUAGAUAUACACCAUACAAAGGGUUUUAUGGUAAUGAUUCUUUUCUGUACACGAUGGCUGACAUAAACGAGAACCGUGCUUCUGGUUCUGUGCACCUACUUAUCCUCUGCAGGCCACCUCAGUUUGUUUCUCUUCCAAGUAACUUGCAAGCUACAGAAGAUGUAGUUAGUCCCACAUUCGGUGGAUUCUCUGGAUUUGAGAUUGUCUACUCUGCUUUAGCUGAAAACAUCACUGUUACUCUCAGUUCCCUAUCUGGGACUGUGUUACUAUCUCCCACACAAAUGCAAUUUUGGCAGCCAAGGCGGAGUGAACUUUAUGUUCACAAAGAGGCUGGAACAGCCAGUGAAUUAACUUUGGUAGGCUCUUUAGAUGCAGUCAACUUUGCCCUUCAGUCCAUUCAAUACUUUGGAAAUGAGAAUUUCUAUGGUGGUGAUACGAUCCGAGUUUCUACCAUAAACAGGAAUGGGAGGAAUGAUAUAGAUGUUCCUAUCUAUGUGCAGCCUAUCAAUGAUCCUCCUGUCAUAAACAUUCCCUCAUUUGUUAUCCUGGAUCGUAUGAGUGAUGGGGUAGUCAUCUUUGGUGAACGAAGAGACAAGAUUGACUUCAUUGGAGAUCCAGAUCUUCUGAAUUUUCCUGGUAAUAGGUCUAGCUUUUUGAUUAUGUUCUCCAUAGAGGUCAGUGCUGGACUUUUAUCGACAAGCCUUCCUGCAGUGCUCAUUGGUUCAACUGAACUAAAGUUGAAAACUAGUUAUCAGUGGCAACCUCUUCAGACGUUCGUUACCAUCUCAAAGCAUUUCGUGGUGAAAGCAAAAGGUAUCAGGUUCCGGGGUACCAUUGAUGACUGCAACAGUAUCAUGGAGCAUCUAUCAUAUCAUGAAGGUGAACAUGGUGCUGUUUUGACUGUGAUGGUAAACGACCUUGCAAACCAUGGAUGCUACCCGAACUGUGCUGAGAUGAUGUCGAUGUGUCUAUUUGCUGAGUCCACAGUAAAUCUGAUCAGACACAGGCCCAUGGGUUCAUUGGCAGCUCAUGCGUUAGGAUCAGCAAUCGUGAUUGAAUCCAUUGCGGUGUUUUCUCUUGGUCUGCUUCUUUUGUUUUUCGUAUGCAAAUGUGCUGCUGUUCUCGUCCACGAAAAGAAGAGGCGGAAGGCCCAGGAUAUUCAGCUAUCCAAAUGUGAAGGUUCCCCCAAACAAAAUUUGGCUGGAGACAGUUCUGGAAACGAGAAACUAUAUACAGGUUAUUGUCCAUUACCCUUCUUUGGAGGCCAGCAUUCAAACUCCCAGAGAUCAGUCCAUAUAUCUGGAACUGAGGAAGCUGAUGAGAUCAUGAAGAAUUCCCCUCGGUCUUCCACUGAUCAUCAUGAAGAUGUUCUGCCCUCAGAUGUUGCGCCAUCUGUUUCUCUGGAGGGAUGAGAAUCUUAAUGUUUCACCCUCAGAUGUAAGGCCAUCUAUUUUGCUGGGACGAUGAUGCCCGUGUGCAUAUCAGAAAUGAUAUAUCGUUAGAGUUUAUCAUCUCGUAAACCAACUUAAAUUGGAAAACAUCCUUUCACAACAUAUAAGCACACAUUUUUCACUUGGAUAUAUUAUACUUCUGUCGUGAAAAUUCAUGAAUACUAACAGAAAAGUAAUACAUAUAGCUUCAUAAACAGGUUGAAGCCUCACCCCCUGAUUCUGGUUGCUUAGAGCAUGUACAUAUAGAUGGCCAUCACUUGAGCAAACUCCCAGUUGUUACAAAA
Messenger RNA from Sesamum indicum (sesame), 3404 nucleotides. The record is from RefSeq and is a predicted model, not a curated record. Lineage: Eukaryota; Viridiplantae; Streptophyta; Magnoliopsida; Lamiales; Pedaliaceae.